GGCGCUCCCAGUGGCGGAAGCAGCAUGGCGUGGAGACAGCUCAAAAAGCGGGCCCAGGAUGCUGUGGUCAUUCUGGGAGGCGGAGGACUUCUCUUCACUUCGUACCUGACGGCCAUGGGGGACGAACAUUUCUAUGCUGAACACUUGAUGCCAGCUCUGCAGAGGCUGCUGGACCCCGAGGCAGCCCACAGGCUGGCCAUUCGUUUCACCUCCCUGGGGCUCCUCCCUCGUGCCACGUUUCAAGACUCUGACAUGCUGGAAGUGAGAGUCCUGGGCCAUAAAUUCCGAAAUCCAGUGGGAAUUGCUGCAGGAUUUGACAAGCACGGGGAAGCCGUGGAUGGACUUUACAAGAUGGGCUUUGGUUUUGUAGAGAUCGGCAGUGUGACUCCACAACCUCAGGAAGGAAACCCCAGACCCAGAGUCUUUCGCCUUCCAGAGGACCAGGCUGUCAUCAACAGAUACGGAUUUAACAGUCACGGACUCUCAGUAGUGGAACACAGGUUGCGGGCCAGACAGGAGAAGCAGGCCAGGCUCACAGAAGGGGGGCUGCCACUGGGAAUCAACCUGGGGAAAAAUAAGACCUCGGUGGAUGCUGCUGCGGACUACACGGAGGGGGUUCGAGUCCUGGGCCCCUUGGCUGACUACCUAGUAGUGAACGUGUCCAGUCCCAACACUGCAGGGCUACGGAGCCUUCAGGGAAAGGCUGAGCUGCGCCACCUGCUGACCAAGGUGCUGCAGGAGAGGGAUGCCCUGCAGGGAGCGCGCAAACCCGCUGUGCUCCUGAAGAUUGCACCCGACCUCACAGCCCAGGACAAGGAGGAUAUCGCUAGUGUGGUGAGAGAGUUGGGCAUCGAUGGACUGAUUAUCACGAACACCACAGUCAGCCGCCCUGCUGGCCUCCAGGGUGCCCUGCGCUCUGAAACAGGAGGGCUGAGUGGGAAGCCCCUCCGGGAUUUAUCAACUCAAACCAUCCGGGAGAUGUAUGCACUCACCAAAGGCAGAGUCCCCAUCAUUGGCGUUGGCGGUGUCAGCAGUGGGCAGGAUGCCCUGGAGAAGAUCCGGGCGGGGGCCUCUCUGGUGCAGCUGUACACGGCCCUCACCUACCGGGGGCCGCCCGUGGUGGGCAGGGUCAAGCGGGAGCUGGAGGCCCUUUUGAAGGAGCAGGGUUUUACCAGAAUCACAGAUGCCAUUGGAGCAGAUCAUCGGAAGUGAGGACGUUUUCAGUAGGAAGCCUGAUCUGCAGUCUCCCCGCUAAAUCAGACAGGCCUUUGUGGCUGGAUCGAGAGAAGAGAGCCACAUCUGCCGAACCACAACCGCCCUUCCUCCGGCCCAACUGUAAAAGCCAAUCAGAAGCAUCACCAGAAUCAAUACAUGGCUUUCUUUAAUCACUUGUCGGACCAUGAACUACAUUCAUGAGUCUUUCUAGACUCAAAUCCCUUUAAUAUUGCAAGGACAUUAAAUAUUUGAGGUAACACAUCAUGGAAAAGAUAAAGCCAUUUAAAACCUGGAUUUAGGGGCAACUGGGUGGCGACUGACUUUGCCUCAGGUCAUGAUCUCACAGUCUGUGAGUUUGAGCACCACAUUGGG
This is a messenger RNA of Hyaena hyaena (striped hyena), 1587 nucleotides long. RefSeq names its product dihydroorotate dehydrogenase (quinone) (gene DHODH). The record is from RefSeq and is a predicted model, not a curated record. Gene Ontology annotation, biological process: pyrimidine ribonucleotide biosynthetic process; 'de novo' pyrimidine nucleobase biosynthetic process. Gene Ontology annotation, cellular component: cytoplasm; mitochondrial inner membrane. Gene Ontology annotation, molecular function: dihydroorotate dehydrogenase activity. The transcript is spliced from 9 exons. The coding region runs from base 25 to 1212 and encodes 395 amino acids. Lineage: Eukaryota; Metazoa; Chordata; Mammalia; Carnivora; Hyaenidae.